CGAUGAAGCACUGGCACGCGCAACGUUGGUGGCAGGUGCGCGUUAUGGUGAGCAGCCUGGCAACCUCGAGCGUCAGAGACAAAACUAAUGAACAAUGUGACCAUACACACAGUGAGUCAGGAUUUCAAGAGAAAUGAAACUCUUUUUUUCUUCUUCUUACACGAUAUGUUCCCUUUCUCUUCAGUCAGUGAAGUACCCACCUCAGUUCUGUAUUUUACGCUCUAGACUAGUUACCGCACACAAUUUGGUUAGCUGUAGAAUAGACACAAUGGCGAGUAAAAUGACAGCCUCUGUCUCAUUGGAACAGGACCUCUUCAAAUGUCCCAUCUGUCUAGACCUGCUGAAAGAUCCGGUGACUAUGCCGUGUGGACACAGUCACUGUAUGGGCUGUAUCCAGGGCUUAUGGGAGCAGGAGGACCAGAUGGGAGGUCAGAUCUGCCCCCAGUGCAAAGAAAGUCUUACACAACCUUGGCCCACUCUUAACCAAAAUACUAUUCUGGCUGAAAUGGUGGCGAAACUGAAGAAGACAGAACUCCAAGCUGCUCCUCUUACGGAAGAUGUGGUUGCAUGUGACUUCUGCACUAGAGGAGCGAACCAAGCUGUCAAGUCCUGCCUGGUGUGCCUGGCUUCUUACUGUGAGACUCACCUAAAGCCCCACUAUGAAAACCCUUCCUUUGGAAGGCACAAGCUGCUGGAUGCCACCCGACGAUUACAGGAACGGGUUUGCUCAACUCAUCACAAACUGCUGGAGGUUUACUGCAGAACCGACAAACUGUGUGUGUGUGCGAGUUGUGCACUGUACGAUCACAAAGGCCAUGUCACCGUCGCUGCAUCAGCUGAAAGAAUGGAGAAGCAGAAAGAGACAGAGGCCACAGGAGGAUCAUGUAGACAGAAAGUCAAGGAAAAGGAAGAGGAGGUGGAGCACCUGAGGGGAGCUUUGGUGUCGUUUAAGCGCUCUGCAAGGGAAGCUGUUCUGGACAGCACCAGGACGCUCUCAGAGCUGAAAGUAUAUCUGGAGCGGAGGGGCAACCAAGUGAAGGAGCUGAUCAGGGCUCAGGAAAAGGUGGAGGUGAACUGGGCGGAGGCCCAACUGCAGCGUCUGGAGCAGGAGAUUAUUGCGCUGAAGAAGAGAGACUCUGAGCUGAAGAAACUCACACUGACCCAAGAUGACGCAUACUUCCUUCAGCAUUACCAAGACCCCAGGAGCUCUCCUGUAUCUGAAGACCUGCCGAGUGUCAACAUUGACCCGCUGUGUGAUUUUGGGACAGUAAAGAGAGCUUAUACUCAUUUCAAGGAGCAGUUGGAAUGCUUCUGUGAUGGAGAAAUGAAGAGAAUAUUGAACACAGUAAAAGCCAUCCAUAUGCUUCAGUCACCAAAGCCCAGCCAAUUUUCAGCUCCAAAGACAAUUGGUCAAGCCAAUGGGAGCCCCCCAGCCUUCAAGCCCGCCCUGGUAAUGGGGGAACCUGCAGUAACCUGCGACUCUCCCCUUUCCCUCUGUACAAAGUCCUCUAUCUUGAAGUGCUCUUCUAUGAGCAAACCUCCAACUGGCUCAGCGAUCCUAUUCAUCGAAAAAGGGCCAUCAAAUGACACUAAGCCUGCUGCUAGAGUAGAGACCAUCCUCACCAAACCCUUGUCCACCACUGACAACCUUCUCUUGACCAAAUCGGCAUCUAAUAUGAACAUCAAUCCCCUGCUUAUUAAAUCCUCAUCCAACACUGAAGAGUUCACCAAACCUGCAUCUGGAGCUGGUAUAGCAGUCCUUAACAGCACACCUGCUCCUACAACAAGUAGCAGCAUUUUCAAUUGUCCUGUUGGUGUUUUUGGUAAGCCUGCAGUUGACGUAGAUGAUUUUUGUAAGGCAGCAUUAAACACUGACAGCGGUCCUUUCACCAAACUUGUAUCUGACAACAAUAGUAGGGAAAAGCCUAGCACAGGUUUCUCCUUUGGCGAGCCAAAAUGUAACGCAGGCUCAUCCCUCUUUGGCAAGCCUGAAUCUAACACAGGUUCACCCCUCUUUGGCAAGCCUGCAUCUAACACAGGUUCACCCCUCUUUGGCAAGCCUGCAUUUAACACAGGUUCACCCCUCUUUGGCAAGCCUGCAUCUAACACAGGUUCACCCCUCUUUGGCAAGCCUGCAUUUAACACAGGUUCACCCCUCUUUGGCAAGCCUGCAUUUAACACAGGUUCACCCCUCUUUGGCAAGCCUGCAUUUAACACAUGUUCACCCCUCUUUGGCAAGCCUGCAUUUAACACAUGUUCACCCCUCUUUGGCAAGCCUGAAGCUAACACAUUUUUAUUCCUCUUUGGCAAGCCUGCAUCUAACACAGGUUCACCCCUCUUUGGCAAGUCUGAAUCUAGCACAGGUUCACCCCUCUUUGGCAAGCCUGAAUCUAGCACAGGUUCACCCCUCUUUGGCAAGCCUGAAUCUAGCACAGGUUCACUCCUCUUUGGCAAGCCUGCAUCUAGCACAGGUUCACCCCUCUUUGGCAAGCCUGAAUCUAGCUCAGGUUCACCCCUCUUUGGCAAGCCUGAAUCUAGCACAGGUUCACCCCUCUUUGGCAAGCCUGAAUCUAGCACAGGUUCACCCCUCUUUGGCAAGCCUGAAUCUAGCACAGUUUCACCCCUCUUUGGCAAGCCUGAAUCUAGCACAGGUUCACCCCUCUUUGGCAAGCCUGAAUCUAGCACAGGUUCACCCCUCUUUGGCAAGCCUGCAUCUAGCACAGGUUCACCCCUCUUUGGCAAGCCUGCAUCUAGCACAGGUUCACCCCUCUUUGGCAAGCCUGCAUCUAGCACAGGUUCACCCCUCUUUGGCAAGCCUGCAUCUAGCACAGGUUCACCCCUCUUUGGCAAGCCUGCAUCUAGCACAGGUUCACCCCUCUUUGGCAAGCCUGAAUCUAGCACAGGUUCACCCCUCUUUGGCAAGCCUGAAUCUAGCACAGGUUCACCCCUCUUUGGCACGCCUGAAUCUAGCACAGGUUCACCCCUCUUUGGCACGCCUGAAUCUAAAACAGGAUCCUCCUAUGGCAAGCCUGCAGACCAGCCUGGGGUCGUGGAGAUUUCUAUUUUAGAAAACUAAACCAAGCAUUCUCCUAUCAAUGAAGAAAUGCUGUUAUCAGGGUUACACAUCAUGGGAUUACACUAGAAAUUGUAAAUAAAUAAUAAUACAAUGAGUUUGCCCAUGUUAAUAUACACGUGUGUACUUUGAUUUGUUAUGCACUACCAAUACUGUGAUGGAUUUGAUGUUCUCUGUACUGAAUUAAAUGGAUUUCUUCCACUGAUUUAAAAACUGUAAUAUGCCCAUGAUAAUUUAACAAUUUUCUGCCAGAAGAUGGCAUUCAAACAACAGUCUCACUCUUAUGCAGUCCCUAAAUUCUCAUGGUCUGUUUUAAAGAAUAUGUAUUCUGACUUCCAUGAGACAAUCUGGCUAAAUAAAAUAAAUACAAAUGUGACAGCUUGAUAUUA
Oncorhynchus keta (chum salmon) is the source of this 3462-nucleotide messenger RNA. RefSeq names its product nuclear pore complex protein DDB_G0274915-like. Bases 134 to 3076 code for a protein of 980 amino acids. Gene Ontology annotation, molecular function: zinc ion binding. The record is from RefSeq and is a predicted model, not a curated record. The transcript has 6 exons. Lineage: Eukaryota; Metazoa; Chordata; Actinopteri; Salmoniformes; Salmonidae.